AUGGCCACUUCAAACGCUGUUAAGACCUCGCACAAGUUCGCAACUCCGCUUGAUGGAUCACAAUUUGAAAUGGGUGUGACAUUAGGUACCGGUUCGUUUGGCCGCGUACGCUUUGCGACGCACAGAGCGAGCAACACAUACUGGGCGAUUAAAAUCUUGAAGAAGGCUGAAAUAAUUCGACUGCAGCAGGUCGAGCACAUGCUUUCGGAAAAGUCCAUCUUGUUAUGUCUGGAUCAUCCGUUUAUUGUCAACUUGGCAGGCACAUACCAGGAUACCAAAUUUUUAUAUAUGGUGCUCGAGUACGUCAUUGGGGGCGAGUUCUUCACACACCUUCGAAAGGCUGGACGGUUCGACAAUAAUGCGGCCAAAUUUUAUGCAGCACAGGUGGUAGCCAUUUUUGAAUACAUGCACAAUCAGGAUUUCAUCUAUCGCGAUUUGAAGCCCGAAAAUUUACUACUUGAUAGUGAAGGCUACAUAAAGAUCACCGAUUUUGGCUUUGCCAAGCGAGUGGCGUUUAAGACGUACACACUCUGCGGCACACCAGAGUAUAUCGCACCUGAGGUAUUACUGAACAAAGGACACGGCAAAGGAGUGGAUUGGUGGACUUUGGGUAUAUUGCUUUAUGAAAUGCUUGCAGGACAGCCGCCAUUUUGCGAUGACGACCCCAUGGGCAUUUACCAGCAAAUACUUUCGGGAAAGCUGAAUUUUCCACGUUUUUUUGACCGAAAUGCAAAGGGUUUGAUCAAGCGAAUGCUUACAGCUGAUCUCACAAAGCGGUAUGGUUGUCUUAAGAACGGCGUUGAGGAUAUAAAGAAGCACAAGUUUUUUUCUGGUGUGAAUUGGGAGGAACUGCUAGCUCGCAAGGGUGCCGCUCCGAUUAUUCCACGCGUCGGUGGCACGAGCGCUGAGAAUUCGACAGGAAAUAAUGGUCAGCAAAGUCAGAAUGCAUCUCUAUUUAUCGCGAAGAUGCGGCAGUGA
Messenger RNA from Plasmopara halstedii, 978 nucleotides. Its product is annotated as agc pka protein kinase. The transcript has 5 exons. Gene Ontology annotation, biological process: peptidyl-serine phosphorylation; signal transduction. Gene Ontology annotation, cellular component: cAMP-dependent protein kinase complex. The record is from RefSeq and is a predicted model, not a curated record. The coding region runs from base 1 to 978 and encodes 325 amino acids. Gene Ontology annotation, molecular function: cAMP-dependent protein kinase activity; ATP binding. NCBI's taxonomy places the organism in Eukaryota, Oomycota, Peronosporomycetes, Peronosporales, Peronosporaceae.